Messenger RNA from Nyctereutes procyonoides (raccoon dog), 1098 nucleotides. RefSeq names its product melatonin receptor 1A (gene MTNR1A). Lineage: Eukaryota; Metazoa; Chordata; Mammalia; Carnivora; Canidae. Gene Ontology annotation, cellular component: membrane. The transcript has 2 exons. The record is from RefSeq and is a predicted model, not a curated record. Bases 1 to 1098 code for a protein of 365 amino acids. Gene Ontology annotation, biological process: G protein-coupled receptor signaling pathway. Gene Ontology annotation, molecular function: melatonin receptor activity.
AUGGCCGGGGCGUGGGGCGCGCCGGGCGGGCCCCCCAAGGGCAACGGCAGCGCGCUGCUCAACGCCUCUCAGCGGGCGGCGGGCGGCGGGGAGGGCGCCGCGGGGCCGCGCCCCCCGUGGGUGGCCUGCACGCUCGCCGUGGUCCUCAUCUUCACCAUCGUGGUGGACGUCCUGGGCAGCCUCCUGGUCAUCCUGUCCGUGCAUCGGAACAAGAAGCUGAGGAACGCAGGAAAUAUAUUUGUGGUGAGCCUUGCAGUUGCAGACCUGGUGGUGGCUGUUUAUCCAUACCCCCUGGUGCUGACAUCUAUAUUUAACAAUGGAUGGAAUCUGGGCUAUCUGCACUGCCAAAUCAGUGGCUUCGUGAUGGGCCUGAGUGUCAUCGGCUCCAUAUUCAAUAUCACUGGAAUUGCCAUUAACCGCUAUUGCUACAUCUGCCACAGUCUCAAGUAUGACAAGCUGUACAGUAACAAGAAUUCCCUCUGCUACGUGUUCCUGAUAUGGAUGCUGACGCUGGUGGCAGUCAUGCCCAACUUGCGCACUGGAACCCUGCAAUAUGACCCAAGGAUCUACUCCUGCACAUUCGCACAGUCUAUCAGUUCAGCAUACACGAUAGCUGUAGUGGUUUUCCAUUUCAUAGUUCCUAUGACCAUAGUCAUCUUCUGUUACCUGAGAAUAUGGAUCCUGGUUCUUCAGGUCAGACGGAGGGUGAAACCUGACAGUAAACCCAAAAUGAAACCACAGGACUUCAGGAAUUUUAUCACCAUGUUUGUGGUUUUUGUACUUUUUGCCAUUUGCUGGGCUCCUCUAAAUUUUAUUGGUCUCGCUGUGGCUUCAAACCCUGACAGCAUGGGACCCAGGAUCCCAGAGUGGCUAUUUGUGGCCAGUUACUAUAUGGCAUAUUUCAACAGCUGUCUCAAUGCAAUUAUAUAUGGACUACUGAAUCAAAAUUUCAGAAAGGAAUACAGAAGGAUUAUAGUCUCACUGUGUACAGCCAGAAUGUUCUUUGUGGAUAGUUCUAAUGAUGUAGCACAUAGGGUUAACUGCAAACCCUCUCCAUUAAUGGCCGACAAUAACCUAAUAAAAGUGGACUCUGUUUAA